Diabrotica balteata is the source of this 8326-nucleotide messenger RNA. NCBI's taxonomy places the organism in Eukaryota, Metazoa, Arthropoda, Insecta, Coleoptera, Chrysomelidae. The record is from the annotation of a GenBank genome assembly.
AUGGAAAAACCUGUGAUUUUCCGUAGAGAAGAUAAAAAACGCCGAGUACCGAAUGAUUUGGGCCAAGGUGUGCUUACAGACGUCUCUCUAUGGCUGCUGAACCAAACAGGAAGUCGAAGCAUACACUGCAGAGAAGCCUGUAUGGGAUUAUUCAUAAACAUAGCUCCGUUAUCGAGUGAAAGUAAAGUAAACUUGCACGAAUUUAUAGAAGAACAUUUAGACACUACUGUAGCGAAUCUGUAUGACGUGAAGGUGAUCAAGUUUUCGUCUCUAAGCAAGCAAUCCUACUGCGAUUGCGCCAAUUUCCUAAACUAUCUUCGUAAUCUAUUGUGCUGCUUAGAUGGCUACAAGUUUAUUGUCAAAAACAACUUAGAAACAGUUAAUUUUGACGAAGGUGUAUUUAGCGAAACGCAGAAGUUUUUGGAAAAACUACAAACAGCAGAUUUAAGUACGUGUUUGAGUUUAAUUGCAAGAAAAUCAUGGACGUUUACUACCUUGGACAAAGAUAUGUUUGUGACAUUGAAAUCGGCGUGUAUAUUAUCGAUACUAAAGUUGUAUAACGCUAUAAUUCACAAUGAACUUCUUUGUCGUAAAUCAAACUCUAUAUGGACAAAAGAAUUUUAUAAAUUAGUGGCUUAUUUAGUGUUAACUCCACAAGAGCUGGGUCUAGUAAAUCUUAUCAGUACAGAAUACACAGAUAUACUAGUGAUCUUGUUAAAUUCUUUACCAAGUAAACUCCCAAAAACUUCUGUAGCUUCUUUAAAGUCGACAUUGAUGGACAUUAUACAAAAUUACAAAUAUUCUUCUAUUGAUCUAGAAAAAAACAUGUCCUUAAAACAGAGGAAUUUACUAAAGGGUGUGGUUUUGCUUCAUAGUACUACAGUUGGACAAGACAUGCAACUGUUUGGACAUGUUAACUCCUUACUAGAGACUUACUUUAGAAAUUUUGGGGAAAGGGUUUCUAAUGGAACGAUUUUUAUAAAUCAUUUACAGGAUACAUCGUUGAGUUACACUGUUGCUCUUCUGAAGUUUGUUUUGGCUGAAAAUAAUAGUACGAACAAACUUAUUGACCCAGUUCAUUCCAAUUUGUCGGUUCAAAGUGUUGAGAUGGGGAAGGAACUUCCGUUUGGCUUGUAUUUUUUGAAUAUUUUUGCUGAAGCCGUUAUUCCAGCGGUUGUACGAGAUUUUGAAACGUUUUUAAAGCUUUCAUUGGACAAAAAUAAUAUCAAACUUACUAUAGACAUUACUAUGCUUGUUUUAAAGAAUGUUGUCAAAGAUAAACAGUAUAAACAAUCAUUUAAUGAGAUUGCGAACUGUGUAUUGAAGUUUUGGAGUCGUUUUGCAGAGUAUUUCAGUGUUAGCAAGGAAAGUAUUACUCUUGGUAUGGAGUUUUUAGCACUUUUUGUCCAAAUAUGCCACUCUGGUUCUUCUGACAUGCAAGAUUGGUUGGUGGAUUGUAUGAUUAGAGAGAAUGGAGUCAAUUGUAUAGAAAUAUUUGAACUUCUGGCGAAGAUAACGAAGAGUGAUGUAUCAGAAGAGCAAAGCUCCAGUUUGAAGACCUUAUUGAUGCUACUGAACGAAAAAAUCGCAUCUCAAUCAUCAAAUCAAGAAAUUGUCACGAACAGUUUCAACAAACUGCUUACGUUCUUCCCUGUGGUAAAAUCACCGAUAAUUUUCGAAUAUUUAACAGAAAUCUACGUGAAAAUACCCCCAAGUGUAGAUAUAAACAAUUUACUAAGAAGAUUCAUGUACCAAUUGGAUAUAAGUGUCCACCCUUUAUUCCUAGAACACAUAUACACCAUGGUUAUGGAGAAACCUCAGCAUUGGUACACGAUUGCCAAAGAUAUACUUUCUGUGGUAUUUCAGACCUGUAACAUCGACUCCUUCGAGCAAUUUUUCAUCAAUAACAUUAAGAAUAUGCUCGCAAUUUUGGAAGGAAACGGUUUAGAAGAGUCCAUUGUUAUUUUCAUACUUGUGGAAAUUCUUUUCUUGAGAAUUGCUAUCGGGACGGAAGAACGGAAGGACUGUGACAUUUGCGCAGCUGCAGAAGAACCCAAAUUACUUCAAAAGUUAUUGGGAUUUGCGUUUAACGCUUUUAAGGUAACUGAUAGUCGAGGAGACCUUCUGAGACAGUAUAAAUGCCACGCCUAUAACGCCUCAGCAUCGAUCAUCAGCAAUUCUGUAAAAAAAGAAGCGUUUUACAAUAAACUAUUUAAGAGAGAAGACAAAAACGUGGAUAUCUUAUGGCACGCUAUCGUUAAUACUGAAAUUAGCUAUGAUUUUCCGAAAAAUUUUGAUUCCUUGCCGACACAGAAGAAGAUUUUGGUGAAUAUUCGAGAUGAACUUAGGAAAAGUCGACAAAACGCUGGUACCAUGUCCAAAAGUUUACAGUACAUCGAAUCUCAAAGACUUUUUAACAGUUCUUUGAGCGAAGACGUCACUAAAUUCGACUUCACAAACAGCGUACUACGGUCCGAAAGCGCCGCACUAAAAAAGAUGCAAGAUAAUAGACGACUGCAGGUCGAGUUGUUUUUAGAUUCGACCGAAAUAAACGAACACGAGUGCAUGGGCACUGUUUGUAGUCUCAUCCAACAUAUGUUUGAUACUGGAGUGUGUCAGAUGCCCUUCGAUGACGAAGAAAAUGUAGCUUUACCAGAGUGGAUGAAAGGACUAAGAUCUAUGCUUCUAAAUGACACCACUCACAAAAACGUGAAAAUUUUCUUGGUCAAAGUCAUUGAUAAUAUGAUAGACAUCUUUAACGGCUACGCAAAAUUUUUUCUGGAGCCUUUAAUAAAGUUCGUCGUCGAUCUUUCUGCCGGGAAUACUAUUAACUACUUCGUUACGGAUAUGCUUGUAAUUAUUUCAAAAUGGGCCUCUAUGAUACCAAAACUCUCCGAUCAAGAAGCCGUUUUGGCUUCCAAGCUUCUAGAAUUCUUAAUCAAAAACCUCGAAAGGGACCGUCAAGACGUCUUUAAAUACAACAUCGAGUUGCUGAAACUAAUCGUCGAGGCUUGGAAGAAACACCUCAGAGUACCUACGCAAAUCAUCGAAGAUUUCUUUUCUACAGAAGAGACAUCAGAGAUUGGUAUUUACGUUUCGUCUGUGCUGUUGGUUAAUGGUCUGGAGCCUUGGGAGAGGGGUGAGGAACAUCGAUUUUUAGCGCUGAUGUUAAAACCACUGAAUUCCGCAACAAGAAGAAUUUACAGGGCGUGCGCAGAGACUUUAGGGCCAAUGAUGAACGUUCUAAAAGCGGAGGAAUACGUCGAAAGAGUCAGUGACGUUCUGAAAGGGAUGUGGCCAAUUGAUAAGUACGUCGCUUGUAUGGAAGGUGUAGCAAUCAAGUACCCUCUCAUAGUGGACAGACAUCAUGUUGUUCGUAUAAUAAGCACACUGAACCAAACCACGUCAUCUGACAGAGCUAUCUGUUUGAAAAUCCUCCUUAAAAGACUGGAGGUGUCUUUAGACAUCCUGGAACAAUUGACCGACUUUCAGAUAGUGAACUGGAACGAACAUAUCGAAGAUUCCAACUUGGAUAUUCAGAUUGUUACUUUAGAAUUGAUCAAGAGAUGUUUAACGAAGUUUGUAACUUACCCCGGCUUUGAAAGGGUUGUAACGGCACUGGCUAGAAAUAUUUACCAUCCAAAUGUUGUAUUCAGGUCGUGUUUGUUCGAUGUAGCCAUUGCUAUGUACAACACUAAAAGUGAUCAUACUAACACGUGUAAAAGUAUCUUGAUACUCGGUCUUGUAGACCCCGAUAUGGACAACCAGAAAAAAAUCUUCGACUUCUGGGAGGAUAAUGGAGUUCUACCACGAAAGAUCAUCGAUCGAUUUUCAUUUUUACUAUCCGAAUUGUACAAAUCGAAAAUUGAAGACAAGUUGUUGGGCCUGUCUUCGUAUUUUCUCGUGAAUAUGCUGGCUACCAGCGACAAAUACGAUGCUAUGAUUUUCGAACAUCCAUUAGAAGAUUGUAACUUCGAGGAUUAUAAUUUGGAGACCAACUGGAAGCUGCAGCAUCCCUCAGUGGUGCCUAUGUUUGCCGAAACGUUAGAUAUAAACACUUUAGGAAGCAUGACGUUUUCGGGAGAGAGAGAUAUUUUUGCUUUGCGACAGACACAAUCAACAUUCCAAUUCGCUCCAACACAGUCGUUCCACGAACAACAACUAUCUACACACACCAGCCUGCAAAGUACAUUAGGCAUUGACCUGGACACGAAGUUCAAGAAUCCUAAUACUGUAAACAUAUCCCAGAAGUACCGAGUCAACCGAAGACGUUUCCUGAAAGAUAGGUCGAAGAUUUCUUACAUGAUGGCCAAUUUCGAAACUCAAAAGAAGGAAACUACGGAGAAAAAGAGAAAGGAAGCUGCCAUUGAAAGGGAGAAAAAGGUUACUAUUUACAGGAGUUACAGGAAGGGCGACUUUCCCGAUGUUCAGAUAGCUUUGUCGGCUCUUUUGAAACCUUUGCAGGCGUUGGCUUUGCACGAUAGCGAGAUGUCGAAGAUACUCUUCUUAGAAAUAUUUAAAGGCCUCGCUAACAAAAUAGAAAACAAUCAACAAUUCCUGUCUUCUGUGUCAGAUAGCAUCAAAAAUAUCUUUCAAUCAUCAGUGCAAUUCAAUCGUUAUCUAUUUGCUGCUCUAUUGGACAUUUUGUUGAAAAACAAAGAGAAGAUGGUAUUUGAUACAAAACUUAUUUCUUAUGUUGCACAAGAAAGUGGUUUAGCUUCUACAGGGGCGCUUUUAAUCGAGGAAUAUCUUAUAUCUGGUGUAGGGGAUGACAUGCCUAGUACCAGCAAGCGGAAAUUUAGAGAAGACGACAGAGAAACUGUAAGCUGGAUUAAAUUGGCAGAGUUAUAUAAAGAACUGGAAGAGUGGGAUACCGUUCGAGCGAUCUUCUUAGAAAAAAUGGACUGUAAACGCUCCCUUCAAAAAGCCAUCACCUUUGAGUCAAAGUAUUUGUACAAAGACGCUGCUGACCUUUAUAAAAAGUUGAUCGUAUCUGAUCAAUCGCACAACAGAAGAGAUUUCUACUACGACGCCUAUUUCAAGUGCUUUGCCAAUCUGGGCCAAUGGGAAACUAUUCCGAAUGCUGUAGCGACUGUUGUAGGUACUGAAGACACGUGGACGAACCUUUGGCAAGACGAGUGGUUCCAACAGAAGCUUCUGCCUUGGUACAUAACGUCCCACGUGAAAAAUCAGUUGUUUACACAAGAAACCGACGUAGAAUUUUUGACUAAUUUGAACAGCUGUCUGUCAGAUUCUAAAAGUGAGGAGUAUCUCAAUACUCAUUUUUCAGAAGAAUUGUGCAUGCUGUGGUUAUGUGAGAAGGACAUGCAUACAGCUAAACAUUAUUUAAGAAUUUCGGAGAAGAAUUUCUUGGAAGACUGGCAAAUUUUGAAUCCAAUGUUCCAGUCGCAGCGUUUUCAAAAGCUGUUGAAGCUCCAAAAUAUCGUUGAAAUAUCAGAUUUUAUUGAAAUCUUUAAGUCUAUAGACGAUAUCGAUAGAGUUUUGCAAACGCUGAAGAACAGAUGGUCAAGUAUCCCAAUUGAAGCAUCUUCCUCUUUAAUACUGAGUGAAACCAAAUUGCUGUAUAGAAAACAAUUUAUUACUAAUAUCUUGGAUAAAAUAUCGACAAUGUCUGGUUUGGAUACGAGAUUAUUUAGGAAAGAGCUGUAUAAGUCAAAAGUUAAGAUGGAUAUUGAUUUGAUCACAACAGCAACCGAGAGGGGGAACUUCAACAUGACUAAAAAGUAUCUGGUAUUCUACGAGGACAAGGAACAUCCCAAAUUAAAUGUUGCCACGGGUGUUCUGUGGUUACAAAAGUCUAAAAUGGUGACUGAAUUAAAUGAGAAGAUGAAGUAUCAUGUAAAGGCCGUUGAAACUUUCAGAGAUAAUCUGAAACGUCCCGAAGAUGAAUCAAUAAAAUUAACCACCAACAGCAAGCUUUUCGACGCGCUUAUCGAUAUGUCUGAAUUAAUGUCAUCUAAUACAAAUCUCCUAACAUUUAGUGAACAAAUUUCUUCAGUAUUGGGCAUCUCUGUCAAUACAAUCGCAGACAUAGAAACGUAUGCUUGGAAUACUUUAAAAUGUUCGGUAGAAAAAUGCAACACCGAGGAAAUGGACAGCGAUGUGGAUAGAAAUGAUUCGUCUGAUAAGUUUAAAAGAAUUGCUGAUACCUAUAUUAAACUGGCACAUUUUAUUAGGAACAAAAACGAUAGUAGUUUGGAGGGUGAGUUUAUGUUGUUCGUAUUGAGAGCGAUGAAGCUGAACUCUUCGGAAGCCAGGCAGCUAUUUCCGUGUAUUUUAAUGGUAAAGAAUUUGGCCACUGCGCACAAGGAACUGUUUCUGAAAGAGACCGAACAAAUUCCCACUUGGAUGUUUCUGGGCUGGAUACCACAAUUGCUGGUCAACGUUGACUCCCCAAAAGUAUUUGUCGUGUCGAAACUGAUCCAAAGAAUAGCUGAUACUUAUCCACAAGCUAUAAUGUAUCCUUAUAGGUUGAGUAAAGAGAAUUAUAAUUUUAAGGAUGAUGGGGUUCAAAGUGAAGCUGAGAUACUCAUAGAAAGGUUAGAUAAACAACUGUUGAAAGACGAAAAAAUAAAUAAAUUUUUAAAAGCUUUAUCCUACGCAAGUAUUCCGGCAAAUAUCCUUAUAUAUAAUGUAAGAAAAAUUAAGGAUUCUGAUGACAUUAAUAGUAUCAAAAAAUAUAUACAGUGUGUUCAAGAGGACGUUUUUAACCAAGCUUAUGGUACCAAUAAUGUGAAUAAUAUGCAGGGAAACAUGUUUAAGUCGAUAAGAAGAUUCGAAAACAUUUUUACCCGAAUGUCAGACAUGCCAAUUAAUGAGAUCAAAACUUAUGCCCAAAUGAUAUUAUCAGAAUCGGACAAAAUAUCGAACGACGAACCCUCAUUAUUAUUAAAAGAAUAUUGUCCCUGGUUAGCGAACUUUUCGGCCAACAAACUUAACAUGGAAUUAGAAAUACCCGGUCAGUACGAUGGACAGAAGCUACCGGUGCCUCAGCAUCACGUGAAGAUAUCAGGCUUUCAUCCAGAGAUUGCUGUAAUGUCAUCUCUGCGAAAACCCAUAAAAAUUAGAAUGAUUGGUAUGAACACCAAAGAAUAUCCAUUCUUGAUCAAGUUUGGAGAAGAUAUAAGGCAAGAUCAACGAAUACAACAACUUUUUGGUCUUAUGAACAACAUUUUAAGAAACGACACUUCUUGUUCUAAUAACGGAUUAGAUAUUCUAACUUACCAGGUAAUUCCAUUAAAUUCCAAUUUGGGUCUAAUCCAAUGGGUUAACGAUAUUCAAUCGUUAAGAAAUUUCGUAAUAAAAGCACUGACAACUCAAUCACAACUAGGCGAUUUUUCAAAAAAGAUUAGGGAAGAAUAUGAUCACUUCAUAUCAAAAGGCACCAAGGGCAACCCUUUUCACAUCUACGGAAAAGCUGCUGUAGCGAUUAGAAAGGAUAGAGUUGUCCAUAAUUAUAACAGCUUGGUUAAGAAGAUUCCAUGGGAUAUCAUGAGGACUUCGUUUUGGAUUUUAAGUACCAGUACCGAAAACUACAUAGCCUUACGCAACAACUUCAUAAAGACGUACUCAGUAAUGUGCGCAGCUCACUGGAUCUUGGGCAUCGGUGACCGCCAUUUGGAAAACAGCUCGAUAUGUCUAAGAAACGGUAAGGUCCUGGGCAUCGACUUUGGCCACUCCUUCGGUACCGCCACCCAAAUACUGCCAGUACCCGAACUAGUACCAUUCCGACUGACACCUCACAUAGUCAGUCUCAUGGAGCCGCUAAAGGAGAGAGGCCCUUUCAGGGAAUACAUGAUACAUUGUUUGAAGUGCUUAAGAGCUAACAGUUCAUCUCUGUUGGCGACUAUGAACGUCUUUAUACAAGAGCCGUCCCUAGAUUGGCUAGAACAUGCCGAAGCCGGCGACGACUGCCAGAGUAGCACGUGGUACCCGUUAGUGAAGCUGGAACAAGCCAAACGAAAACUUAAUGGUGCAAACUGCGUUGACAUCAUGGUAGAGGAGUUAAAGGCUGGGAUGAGAAACCAGCAAUAUACCGAUGCGUAUGUGAAACUAGUUUUGGGAGAGACAAAUGAAAAUUUCCGGACAAAGUUUGUUGGAAAAGAAGGUUUAACUGUUGAGGAUCAGGUAGAUUGUUUAAUAGAUCAUGCUACUGAUAGCAAUUUAUUAGGACGAAUGUGGAGGGGAUGGUGUCCAUGGGUGUAAGAUAAUGCAUUAGAGAUGUAAAAAGUGUUUAUUUUUUUAUAACGUUAAUUAGUCAAGUUUUUAUGUUUGUAUUAGAAUAUUUAAAUAAAAUCAAUUUUGU